Messenger RNA from Giardia duodenalis, 1215 nucleotides. RefSeq lists its product as uncharacterized. The record is from RefSeq and is a predicted model, not a curated record. The transcript has a single exon. NCBI's taxonomy places the organism in Eukaryota, Fornicata, Diplomonadida, Hexamitidae. Bases 1 to 1215 code for a protein of 404 amino acids. Gene Ontology annotation, cellular component: cytoplasm; motile cilium. Gene Ontology annotation, biological process: cilium organization.
AUGAGCGAGAAUUUAGGGACGGACCACAAUGACUAUGGUACAACCUCAACACUUAAUGCUGUUGAUGUUCAUAUUGCCCUGACCGCUAUCGAGGACGCUGUGAAUAAGCUUGCCCUCCUUGACGACCUUGCACCAGACUUAGCCACACAUAGAGACGAGCUCACUCUCUAUGUCGGUACGGAGAUCUCUCGCAUUAUCACAAAGCAGCGGGCGCUAGAGGAUCAACUGAUUAAGGUUAUAGAUAAUAGGAACGCCCUUCUGCAAAACAACAGCACUCGUGCCGUUAUACAGGCAUCAAACGCCGAAGUCACGGAAAUAAGCAAAGCGAUUAAGGCUGCAACAAGCGAGCUCUGCAGAAACCUCAGAGAAAACCCGUCUGUCUCUGAAAACUUGAGGAAAACCCAGGCACAUCGCUCUUAUGUCCACAAGCUAUUAACGACAGCUUAUGCUGAGCUGAAGCAAAAGCACAGCUAUACUGAUCUUGAUCGCACCGUUUCAGAAGCGCAUAUGGUUCUCAUAGAGGAGAAGAGGCUAGAGGAACGAGCACAAAAGGCCAAGAAUGCAGUCCGCGAGCUCCAAGAAGAAAUAGAUAAAACUCGCUCUGAGCAUCAGAAGACGUUGACGGAGCAGCAAGAGCAUCUUAAAGAACUGCGAGAGGAAUUGGUUACCCAACGCACUCGGAUUACUGACACGGUCCGUCUCUACCAACGAGAAUUGGUGGCUGCUAACAAUGAAGCUGAUCGACUGCGCACCGGCGAACUCCGCAAAGGCCAAAACCUUCUCAACGACAUAGCCGCUGUGCUGCAGCAGGAGGAGGCUUCUCAUGAGAUUCUUCACCAGAUUCUCCAAGAUGAUGGGCAACAGAUGACAAAGGCUGCCGGGGACUGGCUCCUUAAAUCGGAAGAGGUUAUAGGAAGACUAGAGGGCGAAAUUGCACACUUAGAGCAAGUAAAGAAGCAGAACAGCGAGAAGAUCUUCGAGAUGGAGCGCCAGGAUGAGGAAAACAUGGAGGAAAAGAAGCGGUGGGAAGAGGAGGAGGCGUUUAAACAGCGUAUGCACGAAACCCUCUUUGACGCCAGAAACAUGCGCUUAGAAGUUACACGGAAGUAUUUACAAGACACGUGGCGAUUGGCUCUAGACCCGCCGGACCCCGAAAAGAAGAAGAAAAAGGGGAGCAAGGGGAAAAAAGGUAGUAAAGGAAAGAAGGGAAAGUAG